Molecule: messenger RNA, 1055 nt
Organism: Trichomonas vaginalis G3
Lineage: Eukaryota; Parabasalia; Trichomonadida; Trichomonadidae
Exons: 1
Source: RefSeq, a predicted model, not a curated record
AUGACUUCAAUGGAUGAUUCAAAGCGUUCAUUAGUGGUUAUGGCCGAUUCAAGAGUUCGCAAGAAUGCAUCAGAACCAAUCAAUACAUACUCAUUCAUUCAUGGAAGUUAUGAUUCAACAUUAACCAGAACAGUGAAUGAUAUAUUAAAUGAUUUGAAUAUUAAGGUAAGAGUUGAACAGAAGAACGAAGAAAUAAAGACUAUCAUGAAUGAAAACAAAGAUGUAAACAUUGACGAUAAACUUGCCCAGAGCAUAGUUGAUGGCAUCUGUGAUUUUGAAGUACAUAAUGACGGUGGAAACAUGAAUUUAGAAAAAGAAGUUACAUUAUUCACACUGUUUCAAGCAAUUAAUUCGUUACCUAAUCAUUUAAUUAAUGAAGCAUAUGAUAACGUUUAUAACUUCUGCAAUUUAACUGAAAAUGCAAAAAGUAAUUUUGAAAAAGCACGUAGUAGAUAUGCACAUUUAAUGACUUCUCCAUUUGUUUUAGUGAAGAUUCUAAAACUUUAUCAAAAGGAAUAUUAUGAUGAAUAUGUUUUACCUUUAUUACGUAAGCCAAAAAUAACAUUUGAUAUCAAACUUGAUGACUCGUUUUUGAUAACAGAUAUUAGACGCAGGGCUGAAAAUCAUCGGUAUAAAAACAGUUCUGAAGUAAUUGAGGAUUUAUCACGUGUAAUCCGUUUUGUAGAUUAUGGAAACAAAUACUUCAUUCAAAAGGACUAUAAUAUUCAUGAUAAAAUGAAUCAAAUAUCAUUUGUUCUUCAAUCAAACAUGAAAGAGUCACUCAAAAUGAUUAAAUUAUUUAAAGAAGAAGGUAAAACAAUAACAGCAUGGGACGUACUACUAAAUCAAUUAUCCUCAUUAACCGUUAAGGGUGUUUGCUUUAAAUCUGAUUCCCCCGAUGUUUUCUCAACGUUUCAAGGUUAUAAAUACAACAUUCUUGAAAAGCCUGAUUACUCAAAAAUUGAGAUGUUUAUGAAUUUCAUUAAAGAAGCCAUUUGUGAUAAUAACGAUGAAGUGUAUAAAUACCUUCUCGGCUGGAUUGCAUCAAUGAUUCA